Messenger RNA from Topomyia yanbarensis, 18980 nucleotides. Its product is annotated as limbic system-associated membrane protein-like. Lineage: Eukaryota; Metazoa; Arthropoda; Insecta; Diptera; Culicidae. Gene Ontology annotation, biological process: homophilic cell-cell adhesion; synapse organization. The transcript is spliced from 11 exons. Gene Ontology annotation, cellular component: plasma membrane; neuronal cell body; axon. Gene Ontology annotation, molecular function: axon guidance receptor activity; protein binding. The record is from RefSeq and is a predicted model, not a curated record. Bases 1968 to 3572 code for a protein of 534 amino acids.
AUCGGUUCGGUUGUGUUCUAUCCGCGGCAGCUAGAAUUUACCACCUGCGUUCGGAAGGGUUGUACAGUAGCUUUUCCAGGAUAAGCUGUGGCUGCGGCAGUCAGUCUGUCUGUCUAUCUGUCUGUCUGUCGAGUGAUUUACUGUUAGUUUAGUGUAUGAAAAGGUUGAAAGUGGGGUCGCGUACAGGUGGCUUCUGUAAACACUGCCGUAACGAGGCAAGGGAAUUUCGAGUUGCACCCCGGGUGUGCUGAGUCAGCCGUGAAGUGAAACGAAAGUUUUUGGGGUAGGAUCGAAAUACCGGGAAAUGUCGCUCAAGAGUAUUGCAACUACUCAGCAGUAGUGCCGUAAGCUAGGCUGAUUAUAAUGUACAAGUCCGGAACCUGUCAACAGGGUCGUAAACUGACCUCCUCCGUACGGCGGGCAGUGAUUUAGUGCAAAGAUAACGACGCACUUUUCGGCCGAGGAUUACGGUCGACUCGCAGCGGAAUCCUUUUUUGCCACUAAAGCAGUGGGAACGUGGUGCGUCAGAAUGAAUCAGUGUUUCGGGGGCCACGUGAUUUUAUAAGGUGAAAAUCGAGUGCUCGGUAUUAGCAUAACGAAAGCCUCUGGUUCGAUCAAAGGCGUGGGAAAGAAAAGAAAGAAUAAUCGUCCUGCAACAGUGGGUGUAAUUUGAAGGAUGUUAAACCAAUUCGACAUUUCACAGGUCAUUUGUGUUUUGUUUAUUAGGGAGGUGCUUGAGCGCGACGAGCGCGAGGUUGUGGAAUGUCGUGAGUGAUUAUAGCACUUGAUUAUGUUGGCCCGUUGCCUUCGGACUUCUUUCCACGAGUUGAACAUGACCGAAUAAAUUUAUGGAAUUAUUACGACAGAGUAAACGGAGACGACAAUUUCAUUAAGCCGAGCUGUUGGGGUUCCUUUUGCGGUGACAUUCGCUAGGAACUAAUUUUCGUUGGGCCAGCUAAUUACUCCGAAAUCUCCGGAAGGGCAAGCGAGAUAUAUGAGAAAAUCGCAGGAAAGCCGCUCAUUAUUCUUCCUCAACGUUGCCGCCGUUUCCAGCCGCUGUAGUGCACGUGCUGCUCUAGGGAAAAGUAGCUUGACUGAGUAAAAUUGAUAAUUGAGAACAAGGGGCGCGCGGACGGGAAGUUCCUGAAAAUAGAUCAAAUCGGAUAUCAUACUCUUUCGCUGGGAGUGAUGAAACAUUUUUAGUGUGGAGUUAGCAACUCGAACGAAAACCUUUACCGUUUAGCCGGAAGGAAAAUCAAUUACAAAAUAUAUUUCAAACGUUUUUAUCCCAUCUUCUUGGCGGAAAUAACCCGUGAAACGAAAGUGAAGUUUACCGAACAAACAUCAACGUUGUAAAAAAAUACGUGUAGAAUGGGUGCGAGAGUGGGAUAGAGAAAGCAUAAAAAAAGUGAACGGGAAAUUGGUUCUAGUAAUUGAAUUUCUUUCACGAAAAAAAAAAUAAUAGGAAAGUGGGGGAGUGUUCCCGAGUGCUUGCAGAAAAUUUAGAUUCUGUGGUACGAAGCUGUGUCAUAGAUCGUGAUUUAGUGGCUAUCCCCCUCGAAGAAGUGGAUUCGCUUCCUUCAAUCGACUGGAAAAUUCCCGAAUAAUUUAUUGGAGGAUAUCAAAACUUCUGCUUAUGGGACGAUCUGUUGGUAUAAGAACGGAAAAGCACGACAGUUUCAAUUUUUCACUGCGGUGAUACGUAAACCGCACUGCAGCCCAUGAACUAAUCGGUUAGUACCUGGGAAAACAAAAAAAAAAACGAGGACAUAAACAGGUUCAGCACGUUUUGGAAUCUGAAUAAUUUCAACAUCGAGAAAUGGAGAACCGGUGCUGCUGGAAUCUGUGCUGUACUAGCGUCUCUGGCAGUACUCUCGCAUAACAAAACUGGAAUAAUAAUUAAAUUUAGCCCGUUCUUUGUGCUCACUCACUUGCCGGAUCCUUGCAGCACACUCACACCAGCACCUAUGACUGGCAUCAGCGUUCGGAGAAAAAGCUUUGGGCUAACAUCUGGCAACAAAAUAGUAACCGUAGCAGUAGCAGCAGCAACAUCUUUACCAGAAGCAACAGAAACAAGGAUAUCCGAGCCGAAGUGUAGCGGACACGGCAGCUGUGGAGCACCGACGAUGGCACAGGAAGCGACGAAAAGGCUGAAAAUGAGCAAAAAUAUGAGAUCGAUGAUGUGCUUCGUGAUAUUUCUGCUGGUUUUCAUCAUGAAUUAUGGACUCUGCAACGGCCGGCCCGAACCGUUCAUAUCCACCAUUGACGUAGACGCACCAACCGUAGCUCCGAAAUUUAUGACCCGGGGCCAUCUCUACAAGGCCAUCAUUGGUGACUCGAUCGAACUGCCGUGCAAAGUAAAAGACCUCGGUUCGUACGUGCUGCUGUGGCGCCGGGGGACCUCAGUGCUUACGGCGGCCAAUUUGAUGGUGACGCGUGAUCCUCGCUUCAAACUGGUCGAGGGCUACAAUCUGCAGAUAGCGAAUGUGAAAAUUCAGGACGCCGGCGAUUAUAUCUGCCAGAUCGGUGACAACGAGAGCCGGGAUCAGGUGCACACACUGGAAAUACUAGUGCCUCCAACGAUACGAGUGGUGCCACAGAAUCGACAAUUCACAGCCCGGAAGGGGGGCACUGUGACGCUCGAGUGUAAAGCUUCGGGAAAUCCGGUGCCGGCCAUCUACUGGCACAAAAAGGAUUCAUUCACGGGCGCAUCGCAUCUCUCGGAGAGCACUACGCUGGUCAUGGAACGGGUCGAUCGGCAUCACGCCGGCAUAUACCAGUGCACGGCGGACAACGGCGUCCGGGAGGCAGUGAAUGCCGAUAUCGAAGUUACGGUCCUGUCCCCGCCGGAUAUUACGGUGGAAAAGACCUGGGUGCACGCCAGCGAAGGCUUCGACAUCGACCUGAUGUGCACGGUGCACGGGGACGUCAAUUCCGAGAUGCUGUGGUACCAGAACUCCUUCCUGCUGGAUCCCACCGAUCGCCGGGCCAUGUACUCCAAGGGGGACAAGUACACAUUGAACAUUCGCAACUUCCAGCAGUCCGAUUUCGGCAACUACAGCUGCGUUGCGGACAACGCCCUCGGUCGGACGAAGAAGUACAUCGAGGUGUCGGGCCGACCGGGACCGGCCAACUUCCUCUCACCCGCCUACAGCACCCACCUCGAUCGGUACAAUCUGACGUACACGAUCGAGUCGAUACCACCGCUGGACGAGAUAAAGCUACUGUAUCGAAAGUUAAUGAUGAACGAAACAUAUCAACAUCCGGGCAACUGGGAGGACACGAUUUUAGUGCCAACAUUAACCCGCUCCGAUCCGACGCAUUUUAUUAUGUCGCAUGUGAUAAAGGGAUUAUCGCCGAACUCGGUGUACGAAGUGAUGAUUCAGGCGAGGAACAUGCACGGUUGGAAUGAGAUCAGCGACAUCCACCAGUUCUACACGCGCAACUACGAGCUGGCACUGAACGAGCUGGAGUUCGUGAUGAGCUCGAUCUCCAACAGUGGAGCCGCCCGGUGGCUGAUCGGUUCAAUCGUAAUCAAACUACUCACACUGAUCGUUGUGCUGGCCCAUUAAAUCGACUAAAUAUUCGGUGUUGACACACAAGAAGCGACCGAGCAAAUGGAGUAAGCAGCAAUUAUUAGUAAAUUAAAAAAGUUUAGAAUGAUAUCGUGAUCUCUCCCUCCCCUUGUAAACCUAAUACCACCACACGCUCGGAAACCACACCUGGAAUAGCAUGGUUGAUGAUGUUAUAGGAAAACUGCCUGUCGGCAGCACUUUUUACUAACGGCAAUUGUGACCGCGACCGCGCGGUGUAUGUGCGUAGAUUCUAAGGUCAGCUACGUAGCGGUAAAGUAGAUUUUUUUGUAACCAACUCGUGAUAAAUGAACUGAGAACUUCAUGGGUAAAAUAUUGGACAGCUAGUCGUAACAUUAUAGCAAUCUGUCUGUAGAUUAAGCGUAGAACGUGGUAGCGCAAGUAAACAAGACAAGGACAUCCAUUUUUAGAAUACAGAGUUGUCUAAAAUUAUAAUCGAACCUAGAGCGAUCUAAAGUUCCGCAGUCAUCAUGAAGCUGUUCUGUACAUAGAAAAUUCGGUGGCAAAUAGGGAAAACGUCCAGCAAAGCACAAAAAUAUUCUUCAUAAAUAGAGUAAACAGGCGAAAACUGAGCAACAAAUGUGGUUAAUGUUUUUUAGCGAAACCAGUCAAAUGUGAUUUAGAUUAUAUAUCUGUUCGUCACUGUAUGUGUGUACCUUUUUCCGCGCGUAUGCGAUGACGAUUCUGUAGAACACUGAUCCUCUGAUAUAGAUAUUAGCAGUGCCACGCCGGCCGCCAGACGAAUUACGGUGCGCGGGGAUUAUCGAAUUGAGCUUUCGAACGGAUUCCGGUUUCCUUUUCCAGUCCCGAACGCAUCAUGUUGGAUUUAUUUUCGUUGGUGUGAGAGGAUUAAAUUGGUUUGAUGUUUGCGAUUGGAUUGCCGGGAAAUAAUCGGAUACGUUGUGUGGUGUGUAUAACGGGAGCAUUAUGGUGAUUACGUUGGCGGGGAAAACAGCCAUAAAUUUUGGUUUGAAUGGUGACGGGCUGAUAAAGCAGCCGGUGAUACUGUAUUUGCAUCUGAACCGCGUCAAUUAUGAAAUUUUAUACCUUUUGUAUUAUUUUUCAGUAAUGUCUAUUAGGGAUUCUGGUUAAAGAAUAACAUUUUUGUCGCAUACUGGACUGGUCAACCGCAGCGGGCUGUAUCCUUUCCAGUUUUUUUUUUUAAAUUUGUUUAAAAUUCCCCAAUAUUUUUGGAUUAGACGAAAUUUUUGGUUCGAAACAGGUUUUUAUGCUACGUUUGUAUGUUUACUCUUUUUCAGCACAAAUGGUAUUUUUUGUCUUUUCAACCAAUCCGUCGUUUUUUCGCACAAUUAUGGCUUGAAAUUGCACCCAAAACAUGAUUUCUCCACGACCAUAAUGUUUUUCAAUUAAUUGUUUCUAUUUCGGCAAGUAUUUACUGAUAUAGACAUAUGUAUCGACCGCUUUAGCUUUGUUUGGACGGAUUAGAGGCACUGAGACACCCUUUUCGGAAAUGGCUGCCCACACCGCCACUUUCGACUCGAAUUUUGAUUUGCCGGUAUAUUUAACAUUGCCUGGUGUUGCUUCUAUGUUGUCAGUGUAAGAACCAUUCUUUCUACUAAAUUUUUGGUGCAAAAAUGUAAAGUCAUACAAAAAUAUGGAUUCUCUUCGCAACGUGUUUACUGUGAAGUGUACGGCAGCAAAUUGGUAUGCUAUCGAAUUGUUUCGCUGUGGGCUCGCUGACAAUUAUUAUAAAUUGCAUAGCUUUACUUCAAAAUACAGUAGACAAAUCACCUUGAAAUUUUUCCACCCGUUUGUGUGAUAAUUGUCCAAACUUUUAUUUUUUGCACUUGACAGCACAUUUUUCUUUGUUCUGUCACUUUAUUAUAGAAGCGACCGCGUGAUUCAGGUAUCACUUCAUCAAAAGUUUAAUAAUUUUUCUUAACCAAGUUGUAACUUCUUGCAAUCUUCGACAUAGUUGUGUACAAUUAAAUUAAAUUAUACAGUGCCACCUAGUGGUGAAAUUGCGAGCUUAUCGGUUUUCUCCCUGUAAGUUAUCAAAUAAAUCCCAUAUAAAUUUUAAGCACAUGGGCAGCCACUACUGGUGUGACAAGGAAUCGAUCCAGUGGGGGAUCGAUUAAGUUUUUUCAUUGGGAACUUUACUGUGCUUCACAGUUUUGCAAAAAUCGUGCGAUCUAUUAAUUAAAUUAAAAUUUGGUUCAAUAACGGCUUCGAAGGAAUUUGAGGAUAUAUUAAGCUCUUUCAUGUGGUCGGUAUUAAGUCAGACCGGACUAAGUGACAAAAUCUUGAUUUCGAGAAAAACAAGUUUAAAGUUUGAAUCGCAGCAUCCUUUACAUUAUAAUUGGAAAUAAUUUUUUGCCAUAAUUCUUGUUUAUUGUUACAUAUUUAAAAUCUGACAAAAGUCGGAUGUAGCUGACGAAAUGCUUUAUCCUGUACUAUCAUUUUCUCAUUUUUUGAUGUUUUGUGUCUUAGUCCGGUCUGACUUAACACCGACCAUAUGGUGUUGUGAUUUCAAUGAUGGACCCACAGAAAGGCAAAGGAAGUCCGACUAGUUACAGUUCUCUAUUUUCAAUGGACUAGUAAUUUAAAAUACAAAUGAUCUAUCAUUUUCGGGCUUUCGUUUAUCUCACUGAUAAAACUACAAAAAAGAGGCUUUUGAUUUCAUUUGGCUCUUAUAGGCGAUUCUUCUUGAAGUCACAAUUUAAAAUUACCUUUUUGAGAGUUAAACUAAAUUAGUAGAAUUAAGAUGAAUAAAUCAUUGAUUUCAUACCAGGUUUCAGGUUUAAGGUUUAGGAAUUUGCUUCAGCGAUCGUUUGGUAAGUUAAGUUCUAAAUCAUCUAAAAACUUUCAGGAAACCUGGUCUCAAAAGUUUCGUAAGAAGUCAGUCAUUUCAUCUUAAUAAUCUGGUGCGAUUUAUUGAGGCUUAUAAAACAAAGUCGAGUCAUCCUGGAACUUCCGAUUGACGAGGAGAUGCUGGAAAUCGAUGCUUCAAAAUCCAAACUGGAGACUUACAGUUGGGCAAAAUUCCUUAUUACCUAUUUGUCGGGGGAAAAUGGCCAAUACGGGUUACUAGCAAAUUCAGGUCUCGAGCCGUGGUAUCUAUUGACGUUCCUCAAUAUGCGUUUGUAGAAUUCGUAUCCUUUGCCAUAUAUUCAAUCUGGUACGAGAUCGCAAAUAACCGUUUGGCAGAAAAGUGUACGAAGUCAGGGUCAGCGGAACACUAUUUUCCCGAGUGGGUAGUAAGAUUCGGAGUGAUUUCUACUCGUAGUGACGAAAGUUCAGACAUUGCGUUUGUAAGUGAAAAUGAAAGUUUACAGAUAAUAGUAGGUGGCUAUUUGGAAACACCUUUUGUUAAUAGGUUGUAUGACUAACAGCUCAGCGAAAAUGUGUUUGUUGUUUACUUAUACUACAAAUGUUCAACAGCUAUGUACACAUUACUCCAUUCUAUUAAAUUUCGCGGCAUGGGAUUAGCUCCUUCCUGAACCCUAGGCUUCAGACAGUAAAAAUUUCGGUUUGCAAGCAAUUGCGUUCAGCAAAAAUUAAGUAUAAGAAAACAACUUAUUUUCAAUCAGUCCGAUUUCGAGUCUUUCGAUGGAUCUGCUCUUACAAACUUAGUUUUUUUAUUUCGAUUAUAGAGGUUUUAACCUUAAGGUUAUUCGCCUCUUCGAGUUAGAAAAAUCUCUUAUGAAAGUCUCUAACCCUAUGUGUGGGGUCGGGACUCGAACCCAGGUGUGCUGCGUACAAGGCAAUCGAUUUACCAACUACGCUACCCCGAUCAAACUUUGUGCUUUUGAACGGGAAUAGUUUACCUGUUCGCCUUUUUGUGCCGCAGGGCAUGCCAUUGCAAGCAAUUAGGCCAUACAGCUACCCAUUGUAGAAAUAUGGUACGAUGUGGAAAAUGCGGAGAAAAUCAUGAACAUUUUUCGUACAGUGGAGAGAUUCUGCAUGAACUCUCAACAUAUCUCGCAUAUAAGUUGUGCGGGAAAAAAUGAAACAUUCUUUUAACCCUCCGUGAGUCGCACUUAUGGCCCACUGAACGAGCAGCCGCUGGUGUCCUAAGACGAUUUCGCUAGAAUUUCAGAGCAGCGUGUACUUAGUGCACUAGCGCGACUGCCGGAAGGUUAAGGAACGCUCCGAGAAGAAACGCUAAAAAGGGCUACGCGACCGGCCACGACUAAUUUCUACGAUCCCUUGCUCACUAAAGAGCGAGAGUCUAACAAUUCCUUUGAUGGAACAUUUUCUAAUAUGCCUAUAAAUUUUCGAAAGAGGAAAAUCAUUUCCUCUCCAAAGCUUCCUCGUAAAAGCUCGAGAGUGUCCCUUCAUAGGUGCUGUUACUAAACCGAAGUAAGUGGCUCCUGGUCUCGAAAAUCUUAAAAAUUAGCAGGAAUUUUCGCAUAGGACAUCAAGAACCCCAAGUGUCUACAUUUCAGUCCAAUCAUGUUCCCAGGUUUUACACAGUUAACUUUCAACGUAGAUCUUCCACAAUUUUAACAUUAUUCCAAAGGGCCGAGAAAACACUAUGGAGGAACGUUUUUGGAGAUUAACAUGCGCUAUAAGUUAGUCAAAAAGUUUUUUGAACUGCAUCCUUUAAUCUGAAUAAAAAUUAAUUUUUUUAUGUCGAUCUGAAUUCCUUGUUUUAACCCAUUCAUGCCCAUGUUGUAUGUGUACAAAAACAUUUUUAAACAGGUAUAACUUUUGAUUGAGGUACGAUUUGCUCACAAAAACUUAUAAGGAUCAGCUUUAGAACUGAAUUUAUUUUAAUUGGUCCGAUUGGAUUCCGAUGGUGCAGUGCUGCCAGUUUACCUUGCCGACGGAAAAUUAAUUUUUUAUAUAUCUUCGUUAUGUUGCAAUAUUAUUGAAAACUGAUAGAACUUAUCAACUAAGACUGUCUUUGGCUACGUUUUCCACGCAAGUGAACUAUUGUGAAUAUUCUAGGAAAAUUGUAUUGAGCAUUGAAAGGUAAAAAAUGAGUUGUUUCUAGCACUGUGAGGGAAGCACCUAUCUUUAUGAAAAAAGGCUUUUCGUGUUUCUUGGCCCCGCCGAUGUCAAGGAAAAUAGUGUUGAAACCCUACAUACACUCGAAAAAAAUCUGGCAUGAAAGGGUUAAGAUGUAGAUGUGUUAAAACGUAUUUCCCCUAGUAAGGUAGAUGAUCCCUUAUUCAUCUCAUUAGUCAUGAUGUCUGUCACACUAUUUCAUUGAUAACUUGGCUAACUGUCCGUGGAUUGCGCUUGAAUAGGUUCCAACAUCCUACUCGUUCCUACGAAGAAAACCAAUGAGGAAUCUGACCUGGUAAAUGUAAAAUACACGCGUUUGAGCGAAGUGAAAUUUCGAAAAAAAGUUAAUGAUUUGUCCAUUUUAUCAAUAAAUAUAAAUUGUAAAGCAAAUUAAUUUGUAUCUGAAUAAGAGAAUCAGAUUGUUGUACAUCGAACAUUUUUUAACUUCCGAGUGGGUAAUUCCUCUCUUGGUUAUUUUCGAGAGGGUAAUACCACCCAUACUACCCACGUAAUCCGCCGGUCGUACGCAGUUGGUGGAAUUGUGGAGGAGAUCUUGGCUUGUUUGACUGAUCCCGCAUAGUGAGAACGGUACCGGUGUCACUUGAAUCCUUUUGAUUUAGCCUUUUAUCUUCCGUUCUCCGGCGGCUCACCACCACAAAACACUAAAGCACGGGCCGGAACUUUAAACGGGAAUCUACUGUCGCACACGCGGAUUUAACGUUUGUUACGGUGACCGGAAACAUUCCCGAAAAAAACAAAAAUUUCUGCGCAUCUGGUUGUUACCGCGGUCCGUCACUUUUUACUUGAUCAAAAAAAUGGCGCAAAAACACCUCGCCGCACAACUGUCAUCGCGCUUGUACAGCAUAACCAGCAACAAUUUAACAGCAAACGGAAAGCGGUAACCUAUCUUACCCAUAUGUAUACAGAAAUAUGAAUCAAAAUUUACUACACCUAUGUAGACCAACAUAAUCGUUCACAAAAGCUAAAACAAGCAAAAUUUACAAGAAAAAUCGAGCGAUCAUAAGGAACAGCCGUGACAUUAUGUUACAUAAAAGAUAAACUCUACGGAAAGAGUACACAAAGAUAGGUAUAUUUCCACCCAAUGCUACAACAAAAUUUACAAGUACCUUGCUACAAAGUGUAAUAAUUUAUUUUAAAAUUCGAACAUAUCGCAACAAACUUGUAUUCCUUCGGUUCAACAUAAUUAUGUUUAAACGUAACAUCAUGGAUAUUUUUGGAAUAGGGUGGAUGCACAGAUACCGAAAAACGAUGUACGACACCAUUUCCAAAUCCAAUCCAAGAGUACAACUUUCGGUUGAGCAAAAUUCUCAAUGGAUAAAUGGGUAAAAUUCUUUAUAACUUUAACAAUGUCGUUGUUUUCAAAGCGGGUGUGAUGAAAAGACGAUAGAAAUCGAUGCACGACACAUUAUUCAAACUCUAGUUUUCAAUUUCCGAUUAGGCAUAAAGAAGUUAGAUCAAUUUGGCUUGAGCGGAAAUUACCAUCUUAUAUUUUAAGAUGGCGUUGAGCAUAAUUUUCCGUUAUAUUUUCAUCAAUCUUAUUCCGAAAAUACCUAGAUUUUUCGGAUUAUGUAGAUUUUGCUUACCUUAACUCAAUUCUAGCCUUAACCAUAAAAUAUGCUCUGCCGGUUUGAAACAACAUUGCGAAAAACAUCUCGAAAUUAUCACAGACAGAUUUUUUAAAAAUUCGAAAGAAGUUGAUUUGUGUCUUUAAUGUAGAGAUGGACGGAUUAAUUUUUUUUCGAACGCGAAGCUGACUCGAACCUCAGAGCUAUUAAAUUUAAAAAACCCGAACCCUAUAAUCUUUUUUUUUAUCAACGGCAACGCAGAUCCAAGGCCAUCAUUGAAAUGAUAAGUUCUGCGUUUGAGAUGUACAUCCCCCGGUUGCCAGACGAAUACCUGUAAUUAUUACUUGUUGCUUUGUAUGUAUGAAUCUAACGUUCAGUCCUGGGUGGUGUAUCGUGGAAGGUGUGGUUUUUAGCGUUCGAGUCCAGGAGUGCAUAUCUGUCUGAGUUAGCGUGGGCGUUUACUAAUUGUGUAAUAGUAUGAUCGCUAAAGGCGCGAGCAUGUGAAUGCUAGCGUGUCUCCAACUUUGCGUGCAUAAAUUCGAUUUUAGAUUCGUGUGGCCAUUCGCAUAUUCUCGUGUAUUCUUGAACGAUCGCACGCGGACCGUGAAUCUGAUAAUUAAUUUUUAGUGUAUGGUAGAGGAACGUGUUGUCCGGUGAAUAUGAGCAUCAUUCUUGAUUGGUCCAACUGAAGGCAUGAAUCUAGGCUGAUCGAGAGUAGAGAAUUCCGAACGUAGCCGGUCUAUGAUCGCGCGAGUGGUGGGUUAAUGCUUGAGACCGCGGUUGUAAAGUUAUAGGUUCCGAAAAGUUCACUCAAGUAAGGGGGUGUUUUAAUGUUGGCGAAAUUGCGAGCGUAGGUAUGUGUGGAUGAUUGAAAUUGUAAUGUAAGUUCGCGUUUUUGACCAGGUUUGUAUUAUCGCGAAAGUUAGGGGCGUUUGUGCGUUUUGGAUGUGAGUGUAUAUGGGAGAAUAUACAAUUGAUUGUGUUAGUGAGUAUUGGUAUGAACCUAACUUAAAAUAUAGUAAUAAAAGGAAAAAUAACAUGCCGAAUGUUUCUUUUUUUAGGUCACUAACCGUGCAUUGAAGAAUGCCCAAAAACUCUGAACUAGGCCCUGUCGAGUCCAGUCUGUCCGUCUCGUCCUGUCGUGUCUGGGGUUUCCAGGUUACAUGCAUUCAGCAGAUGAGACUAGCUUAUGUCAGCUUACUUGUGCACUGGUUUCGUAGAAUCGAAGCGAUCAUCGAAAUGAUAGAUCCUACGAGUGAAUGCACUUGGCCCAGUCACCUGUCAAGCAUUUGUGUAUUUGUGUGUGUUGAGAUAUGUGUGGAGCCUGUAAGUAAUAUUUUAUUACGAAUAAUAUUUUAUACGUUAAAAUAAGAAAUGUGUAAUAUACUACUUGCAGUUUGUUGUUCGUUCCUACUUAUCUGAUUCCAUCGAGUAUGAGAACACAUAUCCAUUGUUCUAAAACCUGGCGACGUCUGAUGGCAGAGAAGAAUCAUUGUUGGCAGCAAUGUUGCUCUUCUUGGAUGUAUGAGCUCAAAAAGGUCAUCACAAGAAUAUAACGCGUGAGACCGAAAAUAAAUAAAAAUAAAAUAAAGCGAAGAGUUAGUAUUGUUAUUGAGUAUUAAUAAUAUGCCGAAUUUUUUUUUCAACAGUUGUCCUACUGGAGCUGUUCUCGGAAGGGCUCCCCGUCAGAAUCACAUACUUCAAUUUGCAGAUGAGACAGGCAAUGUCGCCCACCAAAACACUACUUUAGGCCAAUUGUAGCGGGCCGUGAUUUUAAAUGUGAUAUGCAUUGUACGGUUCAGGUAUGUGCGGGCGUCAGGACUCGCGAUCGCAUGUAUCAUCGCGAAGUGCUCGAGCAUUUGUACGUUAACGUGUUCGAUCGCGUGUGCCUUUGUAUGUCGCGUGUGCUAACGUGUAUGUAACUUCGCGUGCAUAAAUUCUAUAUAAAUGCCGUUUGCUUUCGCAUAUUCGCGUGUAUUCUAGAAUGAUCGCGCGCGGACCUUGAAUCUGAUACUUAAUUUUUCGUAUGCGGUUCAGAUUCUAGAAAAAAAUGGGUUCUUACAUAUCACUAGAGUUCUCAGUCAUGUCGCCAAGAAAUGUGUUACCUUGUGGAUCUGAGCUUUAUUUUUCGGUUUGUAUAACUGAAUGUAUGUACCUAAGUUACUAGAAUGAAGGAUAAAGAUUUCCGGACGUGACCGAUUCAUGAUCGCGCGCGUUUGCGGGUUCGCGUUUGAGACCGCGUUUGUAACUUCGUAAGUACUAAAACGUUCACGUUUUUACCGGAGUAUUGCGAUCGCGAAUGUAGGUGUGUGUAGAUGAUCGCGAAGAGCUGCAGUAUCGUUUGUUGACGUGUUUGUCGCGUGUGCUCGUGUGUAUGUGCCACGCGUACCGUCAUUCUGAUAUUUAGUUUUCGGUGUACGGAUCACAUUCUGACAGGGAGUGACUUACUCAAUAUCAUUAGAUUUCUCGGUCAUAUCGCCAUGAACCGGGUCUGUCCAGUGUAUAGUAUAUGAGAGCUUUCAUUUUAAUUGAUUCAAUUGAAGGCAUGGACCCAGACUUCUGGAAUCGAGGAUAGAGACUUCCGGACGUGAACAAUUCAUGAUCGCGCGAGUGCGGGGGACUGUAGGUUCACGCUUGAGACCGCGUUUGAGUGAUUACAAGUGCUGAGACGUUCAUAUCAUCACCGGGAUGUUAUAAUGUCUGGAAGAGCGCGGGUAUUGGUUGCGUGGAUAGUCGCGAAGGGCUCAAGCAUUUCUAUAUUUGCUUGUCGCGUGUAUGUGACUUUGUGUAUAUACAUUCGAUUUUUAUGUAGUUUAUUGGAUAUGAGCAUUGUAUUUUUGAUUGGUCCACCUGAAGGCAUUGGACUUAUGCUACUAGGCCGAGAAUAUGGGAUUCCGGAUGAAACCGAUUCAUGAUCGCGCGAACACGGGCAUUUGGAGGUUCACUAUCGAAACCGGGAUUGUUAUUUUAUAGGUGCUAAACCAUUCACUUAUCCACCGGGGUGUUAUACUUUUUGCGAGAUCGUGAGUAUGGUCGUGCGUGGAUGAUCGCAAAGGACUCGAGCGUUUGUAUGUGGACGUUUUUGUCGCGUGUGCUAGUAUGUAUGUAUGUACACAUUAUUUUUAUAAGCGUGUGAUCGUUCGCAUGUUCGCGUAUUCUUCAAUGAUCGCGCGUGGACGUCUUGUCUAGUUUUUAUUUCCAUUGGUCCAACUAAAGGCAUGAAUUCGGGCUGCUAGGAUCAAGGGCGGAGACUUUCGGACGUGACCGAUUCAUAAUUGCUCGAGCUUAGGUUCUUAGGUUCCAACGUUCACCUAAUCAAUCGGGGUGUUUGAAUAUUGGCGAAAUCGCGGGCGUUCGUAUUUGUGACCAGGUUUGUGCCAUCGCGUAGGCCACGUUUGUACGUUUGGAACGAGAGAUUGCUAGUGUAUACGAGAGAACAAGCAAUUUGUGUUAGUGAGUGUUAGCAUGGAUCCAACCGAAAAUAUAGCAACAAAAGAAGGUGCCUGCAGAGAGAAUUGAGCCCUAAACCCACAUUGUAUAUUAUUUGACCAUGGCAGUGGAUAAUGAAGGUCGCCAAGUUAAGUACUAAAAUUGAUCACAAUGUAGCUUAACUAAAAAGAAAAUAAUCGUAUCCCAAGUUUCUGUGAUACAAUGACUGUAAUACUGCUUUGGUGGAAAAGCCCCCGGACCACAUCAAGGUACAGUAUCAUGCCAAGGGAAAAAACCCGAACCCUAUAAUCUUAAAAUUAAAAAAGCCCGAACGCGACCCAAACUCCAAAAUUUACAUUUUGAGAAACCCAAUCAGAUACAAAAAUGUGUCAGAUAAGAACUACCAACCAAUAUCCCGACGACUUAAAAUUAUACCAGAGCUGGACCCUAAGCUCAUAUGAAAUGAUAGAAUCUCUCGAAUCUUCCCUCAAAUCUGUCUCUAUCGUGAUCAAUAGAUGGCUUCGAAUUGUCGCUACUUCUCGUAGAACUCUACUCGCUUUGAUAUAUUACCCAUUUUAGCACAAAUUUUAUGUUAAUAAUCACUCACUGAAAGACUAUAAAUGUGAAACGUUGUUCGUUUCGUCCGUGAUCGUUUAAAAAACCAAAUAGUUCAACAAGUAAGCAAAUCUGAACAGAAAGAAAAUUUUAUCAAUGCAUACAAAAAUAUUUAGGCACCAGAAAAUAUAACAAAUUUUAGUGAUUCAAAACAGGAAAAAAUUAGUACGGUUACAUGUAUCAUCUAGUCGUAUUACGAAGUAAAAUCCAUUAACAAGGAUUGGUGCAAACAGUGGCAAAAAAUGAUAAUUUCAAAUUGGAAAACCAGGAACUCAAAAAUUUUAAAUUUAAAAAUCCCGAAACCCGUUGGGGUCGUGUCGGGUACGGGUUUAAAAAAUCGAACCCGAUCAUCUCUACUUCAAAAUUGAAAAUGAUCUCAUACAUCAGUUUUUUGUCCACUCCAAUUUAUCGCCAUUGUUUGAAUUAACUAGAGUUUUAUAUAAUUGGAAGUCCCAUUUUAGAUAUUAAAACUGUGUCAAACAUCGAUUCUCGUUAUCUACUCACCAACCCACAUGACCGAAAUAAUGAUGGAACAUAACAAAAAUCUUAUAUCGGAAGUCGUCCUCUUUGAUUUCAGAAUUGCAUCGAACAUCGAUUUUCGUAACAUACUCGUCAUGCUUAUUACAAAAUUAUUUACACUUUUUGAACAUAAGGAAUUUCGCUCAAUCGGAAAUCGCGAUUGUAACAUUUUAAAUGGCGUCAGACAUCGAUUCUCAUCAUCUACUUGUCAAUCCUAUUACGAAAAUGUCCAUAUUGUUUGCUUAUAAAUAUUUGGCUCGCACUAAGGUCGAAAAUCAACAUAGUGAUUUUGUGCCAUCAUUCUCAAAAAGUUGGUAGAAUGCAAAUAUAUUUCUUAACUAAUUCGGUUCUAUCAGUCUCUGAGGUUAUUAACCGCAUCCAAAAAGGAUCGAGAGAUCACUAGUUCCGCUUAAAGAUCUUGCGAUCUUUACUCCAGGAGUUCUGGUAUCAUCCGGAACAUGUGUAAAUAUAAACCCCAAGUAGCAAUUGCAACUUGUUGAAAGUUUUAAAUGUUGCACAACUGCUACACAAUAUUUUUAAUUGUUGGAUAUAUUUGAAAAGAAUUUCCACGGGAUUUUAAACUGAUUGUGCAACUAUGUAACUAUAGAGCUGGCCAAUAGUGCAAGUAUGCAAACAUCAAUAACAGUUGUGAAACUAAUCAGAAACAUUGCUAACUUGCACAAACAGUCUAACAAGUUGCAAAUGCCUCUUUGUUUGCCAUUCCACCCAAAACAGAACUGUCCAACUACCCAGUGCUGGCAAAUGGCACAGCUAUUGUUUUCAUUAUUUUGCGGCAAUUAGGAACAUGUUGCACAACAUACAAACAAAGUGCGCUUUUCCAUAACAUAGUUGUUACCAAGAGAGUUACAAAUACUAUACAGUAGCAAAGCGUGCUACUUGGGACAUGCUUCCUCGCCUAUUGAUUAAAAAAAGAUGGGUGGGUAAUGUCUAGGACAUAACCGGAGUGUCAUGACUACUUGUUUGACUUGUAAUUCAAAUCGAAUGAUACUCAAUGAAAUAUGUGGGAAUGUUUCAAGUUAUUCUUUAUAAUAAUUAUGGUGGUUCUGAAAAGAACCUUUGUUUUUGGCGUCUGCGUUGAUAGGGGAUGCGCUGGAUUCUACGCUCGUUGAGACAUUCAUUCAUGAAAUGAACAAAUUUCAUUUUUUUCUUGCUUUGAAAUAUCAAUGUAAAAAUCUCUCGAAACGACCAUCGGAAUCUUUUUCCUAGCGUACAGAAAUGAAUACGCUUAGCGAAAAACUAGGGGCGGGUAAUGUCCGGGACAUAACCACGAUGAUCAUAUUCUUAAAAUUCUGCUUGUAUCUCUUAUGGCUAAAUUUUACGCAUUAAGUUCGAUUCACCGGGCUCAGCGAAAUAUGCGCUAAUAUGCGCUACUAUCGCUUUCUCGCUCGUUCUCGUGGCGUGCAUGAGCCUUUCCUUUCCGUCCGGCUUCUAAUGGCAUAACCAAAACUAAUAUGCCGGCUUCCCCUCACCAACUGCUCUCGUCAAUCAACCCAAUACGAAUAAUCGUAGGAACAAACACGCAGUGGACCUAUAUAUAAACUUUUCAUUACUUUUACUUUUUACUUUAUUUUUAUUUACGUGACUUUAAAAGUAUUUUUUUUUUCAUUCGUCACGCAAACUUUUCAUUAUUUUAUUGUUCGGUUGCUGCACCGUAUUGACGGCUCUGCGCGGGAUGGGCUGAAAAUUUUCACUUUUCCGAGUCGUUUUCGAAAGAUUUUUCAAAACACUAUUUUCCAUUGAUAAUGAAUGUUCUACAUAUUCCAAAAUUUAAUACAACAUUGGUACAAAUAUUUGCGACAAAAUGCCGAAGAAAUUGAUUAAAUCCAUUCAGUACAACAAAAGAUAUAAGCGUUCAAAAUCUUACAUCAUUUUUCUUCCGAAAUUUUUAAAAAGGGCCCCUAUAUUGAAAGGUAAGUCGUUAGUCAGGACAAAAUGUUAUGUUCUGGGUUAAAUCUGUUUCUUUCCAAAAGAGAACAUCAGCUGCCGUAGAGAGAUAUAUUUCAAUCAAUAGUGAAAUAUUUCAAAAAUUUCAGCGUUUUACAACUAUCCAGAUUACCGCGGAUUCAAGUUGCACUUAUGCGCUCUUUGUAAAAGAUACUCCGAAUAAAUCAAUAACGUAGCUAUGAACGCAAAGACUGCUGGGCAUAAAUGAUAAUGUUUCUUACUGUACAACACAUCCAAUAAUACCCAAGAACUAAACUAUUCAAUAGCCAACUCAGAGAAAUUUUUUCGCAAGCAAAAAGAAACGGUAUCAGGUCAGCUAACCGGAGCAUAAAACAAACCGAUUCACUUAAAAACUUUUCCCGCUAAUGUGGUCCACCGGAGUCGAGCGAAAUAGUAGCCAAUAUCGGGAAGUGCCUGCCACAAACUAAUGGAUACUCCGAGUCCCCCGCCCAGGUAUCCGACGGUCAUGAAUAUUGUAAGCAGAGCUCAUUGUUUCCUUCCCCGUACCUACCGGCUAUGUCGUGCAUCGGUUGGCUUUGUCUUUGCUGUCAUCGCCGUCAACCCAUCCCAUUUGCUCCCAUCGUGUUCGAUUAUCAAGGCAAGGAGUUUAGUUAGAAAACCUCGUUUCGGUAUCAAAACAACUUUUACCUGGAAAGAACCCCCAUUUCCCAAUUCCGGCUCACCCGGGGGUAAUCCCGUUCACAGUUGAACUAAAUCGUCUUAAAAAGCUGGAAACUGGAAGCGGAAACUUUCUGUUCAUCGUAAACUUUUACUUAUGCUUUCCUCCGUCCCGAAAACCCACGCGGCCCGAUCAUCCGGGCUUUGCCUGUACUCGGUUAUAACCGAUGGAAAACUAUUAGAUUUCCCAAUAGAAGCAGACUUUCAUGGCAAGAUGUUUCUUUUCCUGUCUGCUUGUGUGAGUAGGUGUGUGUGUGCUUGUAUGUGAAUAAAUGUCCCCAGGUAAGCACGAUUCUAAGCAGGUGUGCGAGUGUGAGCAAAACUUUUCUUUCCACCCCAACCGGCGGCGGCGGUGGUUGGUAUCCCAGUUUCAGCAGAAAAGCGGUUGAAACUUGCCCCUUAAUGCUGGUGUAGUCGGUAUCGAAACGGGCGUGGGAGGAGUUGCGGUCAAAGUUCGACUUCUAAAUCCCCGUACCGUGUGAAAAGCUCAACGUAAAUAAAUAGGCAACCAACCAAACAAGCAAGCAGUCUGGGAAGCGGAUAAAAGAAGCGCUUUCACAAUCAACCAGAGAGCGAGCGAAGGAAGCACAAGCGGUCGGCUGACAGUGGAUUGUGAGAAAAGCCGAGUUACACAAUCUGUGAGGCGAUCAUUUGAUAAAUAUUUGAUUAAAAUAAAGUGCCUUAUGGAUCAUUUCGUUUUCUUUAUUUUUUCAUUCACAACGGUCUGUGUAUGUACAUACAAAUCUGGCGAAAGGUAGAAACGGGCCGAGAGCUCGGUCUUGGCCGCUAGUUGAUGUCCACCUUAGGAAGUCUUUUUUUAUAUCGUGAAACGUAGAUAAGCUAGAGCGACUUUCGGUAAUAGGCGUGUGAAAAUGUGUAAAGUAGUGUUUAUUAGGGUACGUAAUGAAAAUAAAAACAGCUAUCGUUCUACAGUAGGCUAAAAGGGAAAGAAGUAUUAAUAAUAUUUGUCCAGUAGUGGAUAAUCGCUGAUGAAACAACUGUUUAUAAAUGGUCAGUUAUUAAUUUUAAGUCUUCAAUGACCUAGCUAAAGAAAAGCUCCUGCUUUGAAGAAUGUAAAGAUUUUGCUUUAUUUAUGUCUUUUUGUUCCAAAUCGUAAAAGUGACGAACUAAAAAAAAAUAAAAUAAGCAUUGAAACAAAACACAUUUGAUAAUUUCAGACGAAGAUGUACAUAACUAAAGCUAACAAUUUUGUACUUUAAGCCGAAGUAACAUAAUGAGAAAGUUAUAAAUUGGCGAACAACAGAAAAACACAGGCUUAUUAUUCUUGAAACAAUAGGUCAGCUGCAAUAUUCAAUAAACGUAACUAAUUAAUGCGAAAAGAGAGCAAAAAAAAACUCUCUCAAUCAACAAACCCUGUACAGGAUUAUGUGUAACAGCAUAGCUUAGUUGAAAUAAAAAACAGGAGCGAGCAAAAAAUUAAACGUUUUUAUCCUAGUGUAACCACGGCGAGAUCGGCAUGCAAGAAAAUGAUGAUAAAAAAAACAACAGUAGCACUUGUAAAAAGCUAUCGCAAAAUGUAGCAUCAAUAAAAGGUAAAGGUAAAAAUGUGUAAAAUGUAUGGUCAUAAAUAGUAAUAAAACAAACAAAUCUCAGAGUAAGG